AUGAGUCAACCAAUCGAAUUUUGGUCGCAUAAGGUCGGCCCCAACCCUUGGAAGAAUGUGAUUAUCUUCGAGGAAUUGGGUAUUCCGUAUACAGUAAAAUAUUUAAAUUUUGGCAAUAACGAAGAAGGAGUGGAACACCCUGAUUUCCUUAAGAAAAACGCUGCAGGGCGAGUCCCACUCAUUCACGACCCCAUAACCGGUAUUAUUCUGACGGAAUCUAAUGUGAUUAAUCAUUAUUUGGUCGACCAUUAUGACAAGGGCCACAUAUUCGCGACUACCUCAGAGCAAGACAAGUACCUCGUUGAUAAAUAUCUCGGUUUUCAGAGUAGCACGCAAGCUCCAUUUUAUGCCCAAUCUCUUCAGAUGAAAAACAAGGGCAAUAUGGAUGGAGUUGCUCAUUUUCAAAAUCUCGUAAAGAGAACCCUUCGGACAGUUGAUGACGAGCUGAGAGGUAAGGAAUACCUCGUAGGCGAUAAAUGCACUUUAGCGGAUCUGGCUUUCAUCCCAUGGGAUCUCAUGUUGGAUUUUGUGCUUCAAGGAGAUACAGAGGCCGAGACUGCCCAAGGCAGGCAAAAGUUAUUCCCUAAUUGGUACAGGUGGCACACAAAGAUAGCACAGAGGCCAAGUGUCCAGAGAAUGAUUAGAUUGAAGCAGGAAGCCAAUUCCAACUGA
Messenger RNA from Trichoderma asperellum CBS 433.97, 672 nucleotides. RefSeq lists its product as uncharacterized. The record is from RefSeq and is a predicted model, not a curated record. NCBI's taxonomy places the organism in Eukaryota, Fungi, Ascomycota, Sordariomycetes, Hypocreales, Hypocreaceae.